GCGGCGUUCUCGCAUUCUACAACCGUCUCCUGCGCGCUUUGAGCUCGCUUGCAAGCCCGGCACUCGCCUCCUCGUCGCCUUCGGCACUCUCUCCCAGCCGGUCGCCAGAACCAUGAAGGUCGCCAGUGGCAGCGCCGCGGCCGCCGCGGGCCCCAGCUGCGCGCUGAAGGCCGGCAAGGCGGCGGGCGGCGCGGGCGAGGUGGUGCGCUGCCUCUCCGAGCAGAGCGUGGCCAUCUCGCGCUGCGCGGGCGGCGGCGGGACGCGCCUGCCCGCCCUGCUGGACGAGCAGCAGGUGAACGUGUUGCUCUACGACAUGAACGGCUGCUACUCGCGCCUCAAGGAGCUCGUGCCCACCCUGCCCCAGAACCGCAAGGUGAGCAAGGUGGAGAUCCUGCAGCACGUGAUCGACUACAUCAGGGACCUGCAGUUGGAGCUGAACUCCGAGGCUGAGGUCGGAACCCCAGGGGGCCGGGGGCUGCCCGUGCGGGCUCCGCUAAGCACCCUCAACGGCGAGAUCAGCGCCCUGACGGCCGAGGCGGCGUGUGUUCCCGCGGAUGAUCGCAUCUUGUGUCGCUGAAACGCCACCCCCAGGCGCUGGCGGACCCCGGCGCUCCGGGGGGCAGCACGAGUCAGCGCUCCCGGGUACCCCCAGUGUCGCAAGACCCGGGAGAAACCAGACAGAUCUACGGCCCUCGGGCCCCUGCCGAGUCCGGCCCGGGGCCGGGGGCCCGCGGUGGAGGGGCCGACCCUCUCUCCACGCCUACCAGCCACCAGAGACUUUGGGGGGUGGCAUUCCCCCGUGUGUUUCUAUUUUUUGAAAAGCGGACAUUUUAAAAAAUGGUCACGUUUGGUGCUUCUCAGAUUUCUGAGGAAAUUGCUUUGUAUUGUAUAUUACAAUGAUCACCGGCUGAGAAUAUUGUUUUACAAUAGUUCUGUGGGGGGUGUUUUCUUUUUUGUUAUUAAACAAAUACUUUAGAUGGUG
This is a messenger RNA of Oryctolagus cuniculus (rabbit), 982 nucleotides long. It is a transcript of the gene ID1, whose product is annotated as inhibitor of DNA binding 1. NCBI's taxonomy places the organism in Eukaryota, Metazoa, Chordata, Mammalia, Lagomorpha, Leporidae. Gene Ontology annotation, molecular function: protein dimerization activity; transcription regulator activity. Gene Ontology annotation, cellular component: nucleus; cytoplasm. Gene Ontology annotation, biological process: negative regulation of transcription by RNA polymerase II; cell differentiation; circadian regulation of gene expression. The record is from RefSeq and is a predicted model, not a curated record.